Molecule: messenger RNA, 1006 nt
Organism: Chanos chanos (milkfish)
Lineage: Eukaryota; Metazoa; Chordata; Actinopteri; Gonorynchiformes; Chanidae
Gene: coa7
Product: cytochrome c oxidase assembly factor 7
Exons: 3
Coding region: 238-927 (229 amino acids)
Cellular component (GO): mitochondrial intermembrane space
Molecular function (GO): protein binding
Source: RefSeq, a predicted model, not a curated record
UGUUGUAAUUGUCCUAUGUAGAGGUCUUCGAAGUCUUUUCCGUUGCCAAAAGAAGAUCGAAUCGCUUUUGCUGUGUUUUCCUGACGUUUCAGAUCAGUUAAAGUUAUCAGAUUCUUGCUCAAAUUGCAAACCAGUAGUUCCUACCAAGGUCACGGAUUGUGCAGGAUUUUUUUCUAUCAAAUUAAUUUAAAUCUUUUGACCUUAUUUAUAAGUUAGGGAACCGUUAACAGCUUCGAAAUGGCCGGACUAAUAAAUUUUGAGGAUGAAAAGGAGGUUAAGCAGUUUUUGGAUAAUUUAGGAGUAGAGUACAGCUACCAGUGUUACAGUGAAAAGGAUCCUGAAGGGUGUCAGCGGUUGGCAGAUUACCUAGAGGGUGUGAAGAAAAACUAUGAAUCGACUGCUAAAGUACUCAAGCACAACUGUGAAGUAAAUGGACACGGCGAGAGCUGCUACAAAUUAGGCGCAUACUACGUCACUGGCAAAGGUGGAAUAAAGGAGUGCCUGAAGACAGCUUACUCCUGCUUUUUGAAAUCCUGUAACUCUGGGGGGAAGAAAUCGGUAGAUGCCUGUCAUAAUGUUGGCUUACUGUUAAAUGAUGGGAGGGCUAUUGAAGGAGAACCAGAUGCUGGAGCUGCACGUCAGUAUUAUGAGAAAGCCUGCGACGGAGGGUUUGCCCCCAGCUGUUUUAACCUCAGCGCACUGUAUAUACAAGGCUCUCCAGGAAUUGAGAAAAAUAUGCCAACGGCUCUUAAAUACGCCCUGCGAGCGUGUGAGCUUGGACACGUGUGGGGCUGUUCCAACGCCAGCCGCAUGUACAAGCUUGGUGAUGGAACAGCGAAAGACGAAAAGAAGGCGGAAGAACUGAAGAACAGGGCCAGAGAGCUCCAUGGACAACAGAAAGAGAGGCAGCUGAAAUUUGGAGAAUGAAAGCAACUGUGACUCUUUAUUUUGAGUCCAGAGGUCAUUUCAUGGCCUCUUUUAAAAGACUCGGAGAAGUCAUUGCAUG